CAGCAAGGUUUAAAGGUCACAGUGGUGAGUAGCAAACACAGAUCUCCAUGAAGAUCUUUCGGAAAUAAGAGAACAAGAGAAGAAAGGACUGGAGGGAGGACAGCUCAUUAUGGUCGCAAUCACAGAAUUUCAAAGGAUUGGCAUUGGUCUCACAGGCUUUGGCCUGUUUUUCCUUCUCUUUGGUGUGCUGUUGUAUUUCGAUUCUGUCUUGCUGGCGUUUGGCAAUGUCCUGUUUCUAGCCGGGCUAGCGCUCAUCAUCGGCCUUCGGAGGACCGCUCACUUCUUCUUCCAGAGACACAAGCUCCGGGGCUCAACCUUCUUCCUAGGGGGAGUGGCUCUGGUACUUUGCCGUUGGCCAGUCAUUGGCAUGGCGGUGGAGGGCUACGGUUUUGUUAUUCUAUUCCGGUCCUUCUUUCCCAUGGCUUGUGGAUUUAUGCUGUCGCUGGUGAAUAUUCCAUUCCUAAAUAUGUUAUUUAGUAAUUUUGUUGGAGGCAGUCCUUCAAUGGUCUAACAAGAAAAGAUGCAGAAAAAUAACAAGAUAGACCAGGAGGAAGAGGAGGAGGAAGAGGAGAGGGUGCACGCUCAGUCUGGCUCUAAAUACACUGCCUUUUGACAAAGAAUAACAGAAAUGGAAAGAAUGAAAGUCUAUCCAGCAAGAAUUAAUGACACUUGGAUCUUUUAUCAUUUUGUUUUUGGCUGGAUUGUUAUGAAUACACAAUGUCUCCCAGAGGGGUUAUUGCUGUCCAUCACCAACUGUAUUUAUUAAAAAACAAUACUUCUUAGUAAAACACUGUAAAA
Molecule: messenger RNA, 798 nt
Organism: Osmerus eperlanus (European smelt)
Lineage: Eukaryota; Metazoa; Chordata; Actinopteri; Osmeriformes; Osmeridae
Gene: golt1a
Product: golgi transport 1A
Exons: 5
Coding region: 110-511 (133 amino acids)
Biological process (GO): endoplasmic reticulum to Golgi vesicle-mediated transport; retrograde transport, endosome to Golgi
Cellular component (GO): endoplasmic reticulum; membrane
Source: RefSeq, a predicted model, not a curated record